This is a messenger RNA of Dermacentor andersoni, 2071 nucleotides long. RefSeq lists its product as uncharacterized. Gene Ontology annotation, biological process: regulation of canonical NF-kappaB signal transduction. NCBI's taxonomy places the organism in Eukaryota, Metazoa, Arthropoda, Arachnida, Ixodida, Ixodidae. The record is from RefSeq and is a predicted model, not a curated record. Gene Ontology annotation, cellular component: cytoplasmic side of plasma membrane; plasma membrane signaling receptor complex. Gene Ontology annotation, molecular function: tumor necrosis factor receptor binding.
GGUAUGCGCAGUAACGAAAGAAAAAGAUGGAUCUAUUUAUCUGUCCUUUUUACGUAAAACGACGCGCACGAGACCAUCGAUUAGGAACGCAAGCUAGAUAAGAAAGCCCGUCCGCUCCCGCGCGAGCGCUGGAUUCGUGCCUGAAGACAUCGCCAUGCCUUUUACUGGACAGCGGCGGGUGCACCGUUUCCGCGACCACCCCGUCGCUGGCGUCAACUGGCGACCGACGCGGUUCGUCGACGAGGUUCCGGAUUCGCGUGUGUGCGGCCUCUGCCGCAUGAUACCGAAACGGGCGGUGCUGCUGCCGUGCUGGCACGUUCUGUGCCAGUCCUGCCAGGAAGCCUGUUCCCAAGGGAACACUGGGCAGUGUCCCUUCGACCAAGAGCCAUUCCAGGAAGCGGAAUGCUUUGGUGCCGACUUCCCUGCCAGGGAAGCUAACAGCCUGAAGGUUUACUGCUGGAACGACGUGCACGGCUGCGAGUUCGUGGGCACCGUGGAACGUGUCCUUCGGCACUACGAGUACGAGUGCACUUUCCACACCGUCGAAUGUUUGCGGUGUGGCGAGGGAGUCCUGCACAAAGAUCUGCCAACGCACAACGCGGCCGGAUGCAGUGCCGGUGCUUCUUCAGCACCCACGGAGAAGUCGUUCUCGGAGUCUACGGCACUGGCACUUCACGGCGUGAACAGCGCACUGGAGGAUCUGAAGUCGCAUUUGGCAGACCCGAGCCGGGACCAGCUUCUGUCAGCAAUCCAGAUCCAGAUGAAUGAGCUCAUGGAAUACGCCAGGAGUCAGGAGACCAGGUGGGCUGAGAUAAGUCGACAGCUCGGAACAUCCGAGCAGAACGUAAAGGGCGACAUGGUACCAGUGGCGGCCACCAAUUCCUCGACAGUGUCCCACCAGCUGCCUUCUGGUCGACAUCCACUGGAGGAGGCCAGCGAGUCGUCGUCGCUGUCGUUGCUCUCGGAGGCGGCGCUGAUACUUCGAAAGUUGGAACACUUCGCCAACCUGUCAUUCGAAGCUCCGAAAGAUUUGUGGGACACUUUCCAACAGGGUGGUCGCCACGGCAUCAUUGUUCACUACAAGCCUUACGACGUUAGCGUUCGGAAUUUAACCAGCGUAGUGUUGUCAACGCGGAGCUUCAUUGAACAGUAUCAGCGCGUGAUUCAUACCUUGACCCUUGAAAACUGUGACCCGGUUCUUCUUUGCAAACUGGGCCUGGAAACGUUCGCUCAAGUUACGGUGCUGCACAUGAGGGACACGUACUUCACAGUUGCCGUCUCCAGGGAAUAUAUUGAUAAGACUUUUUAUAUCACUGUGAAUAUUGAGUUCUACGGGCUGCUGUCUGGCUCCCGGUGUUUACCACCUGCAUGGCGUGUGGAAGUAGCAAGUGAGGACGGAUGUGAUGUAACUUCAUUGUCUUCCUAUGACACGCCUUGUAAAUGUAUACUCGAUAAAGACUCGUUGCUACAUUUUCACCGCGGAUUUAAGAUAUCAUGUGAUUACUUGAAGAAACAGCGCUUCAGCAAAGCCGAUGUAAUGUUGUUUAAUAUAGAGCUCUUCCAUGAAGAAAGCGAGCAGUCGGGACCUUCCAGCGCCUAAUGUUCAUAACUACUGAUCCAGUAUCGCACGACUAUAUCCUCCUCUCAGUUUACCAUAUACGUGUGAUGUCGGCAAAGUUUCGGUGGGUGUUCUGCAAUCCUAAAUUAGUGCAUGCAUGCACGAAAUAUGUGUUAUACUAAAAUGUAUUAGCAAUACGCAAUUAUCAAUUGUCUAUUGGCAAUUAUUAGCAAUUAGGUACUAUACUGCAUCCAAAUUAGAUUAUGGAAGCUGCAAUAAUGAAUAGUGAUGAUUAUCAGUGCGUGAGGCCAGAAAUAAUUUAAAAGAAAUGAUAAAUAUACUUUAAAUAAAUUUGCUUGAUGUCAGCUGGUGACAAGCGCUUAGUAACGCACACGUGUUAGUGCGAUGAAGUGAUUACUUACGUUAUCUUUUUGUCUUUUCAGUUUGUUUGUUUUUGUCUGUGCUUCUGUAUCUAUUCAGGACACCUGGCAAUAAACGUUAAUUGGAAGUUAG